CAAAAAGGACCAAGCCAGACUGGCCCUUGCUUGGCGGUCAAGUCCAGUACUCACCGAUCAGUGACUCAAUUUCAUCGGUUGAUCAGAAAAUUCGAUGUCGAGCGAAGCCGAAGACGCUGUUCGCCGCCGUACUGCUGUGGCCGAGUAUCGGAAAAAGCUCCUCCAGCACAAGGAACUUGAGUCACGAGUUCGAGGAGUGAGAGAGAAUUUGCGGUCUACAAAGAAGGAGUUUGCCAAGACGGAAGACGAUUUGAAGUCGCUUCAGAGUGUUGGACAGAUCAUAGGCGAAGUUCUUAGGCCUCUGGACAAUGAACGCUUGAUAGUUAAAGCCAGUAGUGGUCCAAGGUAUGUGGUGGGUUGCCGCAAUAAAGUGGACAAGGAAAAAUUAACUUCAGGCACUAGAGUGGUUCUUGAUAUGACUACUCUUACGAUUAUGCGGGCGCUCCCCCGUGAAGUUGAUCCAGUUGUCUAUAAUAUGCUUCAUGAAGAUCCGGGAAAUGUCAGCUACUCUGCAGUAGGAGGGUUGUCGGAUCAGAUCCGAGAACUGAGGGAAUCCAUAGAGUUGCCUCUGAUGAAUCCUGAACUCUUCCUUAGGGUUGGCAUCAAACCUCCCAAGGGUGUUCUUCUCUAUGGACCUCCUGGAACUGGAAAGACAUUAUUGGCUAGAGCAAUUGCUAGCAACAUAGAUGCCAAUUUCUUGAAGGUUGUAUCAAGUGCCAUAAUUGAUAAAUACAUAGGUGAGAGUGCAAGAUUGAUCCGGGAAAUGUUUGGGUAUGCUCGUGAUCACCAACCUUGUAUCAUAUUUAUGGACGAGAUUGAUGCCAUCGGUGGACGCCGUUUCAGCGAGGGAACAAGUGCUGAUCGUGAAAUUCAGAGAACACUCAUGGAGUUGCUUAACCAGCUGGAUGGAUUUGACCAGCUUGGGAAGGUAAAAAUGAUUAUGGCAACAAACAGACCCGAUGUUUUGGAUCCUGCCCUUCUUCGUCCAGGGCGCUUAGACAGAAAGAUAGAGAUUCCGUUGCCAAAUGAGCAGUCAAGGAUGGAAAUUCUCAAAAUCCAUGCUGCUGGGAUUGCCAAACAUGGUGAAAUUGAUUAUGAGGCAGUUGUUAAGCUUGCUGAGGGAUUUAAUGGGGCUGAUCUGCGUAACGUGUGCACUGAAGCUGGUAUGUCAGCAAUUCGUGCAGAACGUGACUACGUCAUCCAUGAAGAUUUCAUGAAGGCUGUCCGGAAACUGAAUGAAGCUAAGAAACUUGAAUCCAGUGCUCAUUACAAUGCUGAUUUUGGGAAGGAUUAAGACCCUGUGAAUUCAGUCUAUAGUAACAUGAGUGAACUGUAAGUGCAAUGUAUUCUGAAUCAGGAAAUGUGUCUGCUUGUGUUUUUUCUGCUUGGAGGAAUACUUGAUUUAUUGCAUUGGAUUUAAUGCUUAUAUUUGUUCUCACUUUAUAAUUGCGAAAAGGAUUACAAUUUACUUGUUAGAAGGACUAUCAAAACUAGUUAUGAACCAUCUCAGCAAAUAUUGUACUUAGGAUGUGUACAUAUUAAAAU
This is a messenger RNA of Ilex paraguariensis (yerba mate), 1545 nucleotides long. Lineage: Eukaryota; Viridiplantae; Streptophyta; Magnoliopsida; Aquifoliales; Aquifoliaceae. The record is from the annotation of a GenBank genome assembly.